AUUUGGGACACCUGUCCUCCUCCUCCUCCUUGAGAGAGAGAGAAGCCGCUCCUUAACCCCAUCCCAGGCUUUUGGUCCCCUCCAGCUGGGCUUGGAGGGGGAAGAGACCGCCGCGGGACCGAAGGGGAUCGACCCCCUGGACGCUGAGACAAAAGGCCCCUUCCUCUCGCCCCUCGGAGCCUCCUUCGCCAAGGAAGAAAGGAAAGGAAAGGAAAAAAGGAAGGAAGGAAGGAAGGAAGAUGCGCCUUGAGAAGUAGCCUCCUUCUCCAAGGAAGGAAAGGAAAGGAAAGAAAGAAGGAAGGAAGGAGGAUGCGCCUUGCGAAGUAGGCUUCUUCUCCAAGGAGGAAAGGAAGGAAAGGAAAGGAAAGAAAGAGGAUGCGCCUUGAGAAGUAGCUUUCCUUGCCAAGGAAGAAAGGAAAGGAAAGGAAAAGAAAGGAAGGAAGGAAGGAAGGCAGACAGGAGGAUGCCCCUUGCAAAGUAGCCUUCUUUUCCAAGGAAGAAAGGAAAGGAAAAGAAAGGAAGGAGGAUGCCCCUUGCGAAGUAGCCCCCGUGGCUAAAGCUUUGGAAUAUCUGCCUUCGGAGCACCUCUUGCCCUCCGCCGCCCCCCCCCAUCGCCUCUCCUGUGGGACCCGGUCCAGUCAUGGCUUUUCCCUCCCGGAGCUGGGCGCAGUAAGAAGAGCCCGCCGUGGCCAAAUCCAGGGAUUGAGAGAGCGAUUGAGAGAGCCAGAGCGAGAGAGGCCUGGGAGCCGGGAAGAGGGCUGGAGGGGCUCCGUCUCCGUGGGGGGCUCCGUCCCAGCCCCGAGGGGAGCCCCUUCCGUGGGGCCAGGAAUAACUUUCCCCUCCGGAGGAUCGCCGCGGGUGCCUUGGAGCCCGAGCUUUGCCUUUUCCGUCUGAUUGAGUGAUUGAUCGGCCUUUUUGCAAAAACAAAACUGAGCGAACCUUUCCGACAAGCAACAACACCUGGUCCGCUUAGAAAUAAACCAAGGAAAGGGGAGGGGAAGCGGGGGGGGGUGGUUGGGAAGAAAAGAAAGAAAGAAAGAAAGAAAGAAAGAAGAAGGUCAUCCCAGGGAGCUCGAAGAGCUCUGCGAAGGAAAAGCCGCCGCCGCCUCGGUCUCGCGUGGAUCGGCUGCCCAGAUGGAAAUACACUGUAAGCACGACCCGUUCGCAGCGAUGCAUAGACAUGGAGGAGUGAACCAGUUAGGGGGUGUUUUUGUGAACGGCCGGCCGCUCCCGGACGUAGUCCGCCAAAGGAUUGUGGAACUCGCCCACCAAGGCGUCAGGCCCUGCGACAUUUCCAGGCAACUACGGGUCAGCCAUGGCUGCGUCAGCAAAAUCCUCGGCAGGUAUUACGAGACUGGGAGCAUUAAGCCUGGAGUGAUUGGGGGCUCAAAACCAAAGGUUGCCACACCCAAAGUAGUAGAAAAAAUUGCAGAGUACAAACGCCAAAACCCCACCAUGUUUGCCUGGGAAAUCAGGGACAGGCUCCUCGCUGAGCGAGUAUGUGAUAAUGAUACGGUGCCCAGCGUUAGCUCCAUUAACAGGAUUAUACGGACAAAGGUACAGCAACCACCCAACCAGCAAGUCCCAGCUUCUAGUCACAGCAUAGCGUCUACAGGGUCGGUGACACAGGUGUCCUCAGUAAGUACAGACUCAGCCGGCUCCUCCUACUCCAUCAGCGGGAUUUUGGGAAUUACGUCCCCCAGCGCUGAAAGCAACAAACGCAAAAGAGAUGAAGGUAUUCAGGAGUCUCCAGUACCAAAUGGCCAUUCUCUCCCGGGUAGAGACUUCCUUCGGAAACAAAUGAGGGGAGAUCUUUUCACCCAGCAGCAGUUAGAAGUGUUGGACCGAGUGUUUGAACGGCAACAUUAUUCAGACAUCUUCACGACAACUGAACCCAUAAAACCCGAGCAGUCAACAGAAUAUUCAGCCAUGGCUUCACUAGCUGGUGGAUUAGAUGAUAUGAAGGCUAAUUUAACAAGUCCUACUUCAGCAGAUAUCGGAGCCAGCGUUCCAGGGCCACAGUCCUAUCCUAUUGUGACAGGUCGUGAUUUGGCAAGCACAACCCUCCCUGGAUACCCUCCGCACGUCCCCCCUGCUGGACAGGGCAGCUACUCUGCUCCGACGCUGACAGGGAUGGUGCCUGGAAGUGAAUUUUCUGGAAGUCCAUACAGCCACCCACAGUAUUCAACAUACAAUGACUCCUGGAGAUUUCCUAACCCUGGAUUGCUAGGCUCUCCUUACUAUUACAGUGCUGCAGCCCGGGGAGCAGCACCACCUGCAGCAGCUGCUGCUUAUGAUCGUCACUGACACAAGGAACCAAGAGGCACUUACUAAACAUACCACGCUGGUUGACACCACUGGAAUCACCUAGAAUGCAACUGCAGAAAUCAAACUACAAGGAAGGAUAAAAGAAAGUAUCCCCCACUGACCCAUGCAAUGAUUGGAUUGUUAUUCUUUUAGCUAGGUGAACUGCGUAUUACUUCCUUUUUUUUCAUUAAUGAAAUUCUAGUGACCUUAACUGAAUCUCCCAUAAAAAGCAGAGCAAACAAAGAAUCCGUUUUGUUGACAUUUCCUGUGGCUUGCAAGAUGUGGUAGCCUUGUGUUUCACACAGCCAUCUUGCUUUUGGACUGACUAGCUAUCUCCAGUUCUCCUAGCCAUGUGAUGGGAACAAGAACAGUUCUCAGUGCUUAGCACUCCUCUGUUGAAUGUCUCUCUUUAAUGUGCAUUGUGACAGGAUGACUGAUUCCAAAAUGGACCAUACCGGUUGGGUUUUAUUUUAAGGACAGGGCAUUGAGAAAAAAAAAAUUGGUCAGUUCGAAUGACAAAGCACCAAUGUAAAUAACUUGCUUCUUUGUGUAACUAUAGAGUGGUUUAGCAUCAAAUACUGCAACGUGGAACACAUGAUGAAUUUAAAACACAUUGGAAAAUGUGUUUCCUUACUGGUGCACUGAUUCCAAGAAUUCAGUAAGCUUUAAAACAACCCUGAAUCAGGUUAUCAUUCAUUGUGGCUAUUUCUGGGGCUAAUGUUCUUUCUACAUAUAUGAUUCUAAUGUGACAGUCAUAUAUGCUCCAUCUAUGGGUAUUGAACAUAUAAAUAAAAGACAGACAUGGACAGUUAGUGCCAUUUUAAUUCCUGGACAUUAAUUUAUGUUUAUUUGUAACCACACUUAACACUAGCACAUACCCUCUGUCUUUUAAGUUUGACUGAACAUGAAAAGAAGGAAUUCCAAAUAACUGAAGCCUUAUGUACAUUGAAAUAGAAUAUAUGUAGAAACUGGAGUACAGUAGUUGUAUAUUUCCCAAAGUGAAAUUUGUUUUCUCAAAAAGUGGUAAAUUGUAACUAAUAUGAAAAACAUGCUAAAUCUCUCUUGAUAUUGUUUAAAAUGUUGGAGGUCCACAGCCACUCAGCUCCCCUACUCCAUCUAUACGUUGAGCAUUGAUGUCAGCAGGAAGAAACCUUAAACCCAUAGGUUUCCAUGGUAGCUGGAACUGUACAGCUCCCAUGGAAGUCUACAUAGGGAUGCUUUUCCCAUGUAGAAGCCUUCAGGUAAAAUGUUCAAUCACCAUAUCAAUUUAAUAAAAUUUGAAUCUAGGUAACACAAGUAAGUUUUCAAAUUUCCAAAGCUUACAUGGCAUUUACAUCUUCAGUUUUGGCGUGCUGGUUGCUCAUGGCUGGUUGGAAAGAAAACUGAUCUACAAAUGUUUGUGUGACCAUUCCCUUCUUCUUUUACUCUCUCCUCUUUUGUACCUGAGGACAAACAGUUUGGCACAAUGCUCCAUGUGCCUAUGUGAGGCAAAGAAAUUGUUGAAAAUAACCCUAAGAUCCACAUCUGAAAUCAAAGGGGAAAUUAUUUGCUCAUUUUCAUCAGCUCACCAAUUACACUGAGAUUCAAUUCAAAUUUAACUUUGCAGAUUAGGAGCUGUUUGGGCACAAGCUGGUCACAUAAACUCUAGCAGUAAGUAAAACAAACCUCAUAUGAGAUCCAAGAUUGAUUGCUUCCUGUGCCACAGGGUACCAAACCAGCCAGGUGCCCAGUUUAGUUGGUUUUCAGAGUUGGCAGCUAGUGAGAGUGUCGAAGAGAUAAGAGUCCAGCACUGUCCUUUGCUAUGGAUGGACUCUAUUCAUGCAAAGCAUUGGGGAAGGAAAAGGGCCUUUCAUUGGUGCCCGGUACCAAAAUAGGGCACUAGCAGGGAAGAGGCAGUAUGAGCACCACCCCUUUGCCAUGGUUUGUUGUGUUGGGAACUGAGGAGUGAACCAGAGGUGGCAGAAUUUCCAGGUGCCUUUGGGUGCCCAUAGGCCCUGCUGACUGAACAAAACAUAGCAGUGGUCUGUCUGUAGCCUCUGGGGCCAUAUGUUAUGUACCUCUGCACUAAACUAUCUGAAGCUGUUGCCACACUGCAAAAGGACAAUGCUGAAUUGGCUUCUUCCACUGAAAAUGUUUUGCAAACUGGUUCCUGAAGCAAUUCCCAGAGAAGGUAGUCAUGUUAGUCUCCAAAAUGACUAAACUUCUUGUGGCACCUUAGAGAGAGGAGAAUUUAUCAUGGUUUAAUCUUUGAUGUAUUACAAUCCAUGCUUAUUUCACAUACAGAACUAUACUUAUGCCAUACCACAUCUGCUGGUCUUUCAGGGCCAUGAGACUUCAUUUUUUUUAAAUGUAGCAAUUUUUUGAUUACAGCAGUGAAGCUAGAUCAAUCUAAAGAUUCAGAAAAAUGUGCCUGUUUGAGGUUUUUAAUGGAAGUCCUGCAUCCCCUGCCUUAACACAUGAUGGGGAGAUCAAUUCUCCUCUCCAGGAUCCUUAUAGAGAUGCUUUACAAACAGCUCAGCAGCACAACCUUUUCCAAUGCUUACUAGCAUGCAAGGGAUUAUAGGGUCCUGAGUUUAGCUAGAACUUUGUUAAAGGAGUCCUCUGCUGAAGAAAGGAAAGAUAGUUGCAAGUAGCUUCAGUCUUGAAACCACUCACUCUGGAAAAUUCCUUCCAGUGUUAAUGUCUGUUUAAUAUGGAUUGGUCACUCUCAAAAGAUUUGGAGGUGUGAGUCUAUUUUGAUAAGCCCUUAAAAGAGUGGAUGCUUAUCUGAAACAUCUCCAGUUCUUUUGAGGUUUAUUUUCCCCCUCUCCCUUGCCUGCCCUCAAAGAUUUUCCCAGGGAGCUACAUUAAAUAUAAUGGGCAGAACCCAGACAUUUCAAUGGGUCUAUUCCAAACUGAAUUCUGCUUAGCAUUAGACCCACUGAAAUCCUUGUGUCUAAUAUCCCAUUAACUGCAGUGGCUCUACUCUAAACAUGCCUUAGUCUGGAUCCAACCUAUCAUUUCUCAAAAAGAAAGAAAAAAGGUGUUAUUUCAUAUUGUAAAGUCACAGUUUUACAACUUCUUUAAGAUCUGUUACCCUAGCUAGGACUCCUUCAUAAGAAAUAUGCUGACAGUUUUCAAACAAGGUACACAGAAUAUGUAAAAACUGGACUUGUUAAAUCUUUUUUGAUUUAGAAUCUGAAUUCUCAGUUCCUUCAGGAUUUUUAUGUACCAAUAUUUUACUGAUCUGAAAAAAAAAAUCAAACCUUUCAUUCUGCCAAAAAAGGAAGUUAGUUUUCUGAAUAAAACUUUAGGCAAAAGAAACGUGUCUAAUAGUUUUAUAUAGUGUAAUGACUUGUAUCAUUUUAUUGAUAUCCAAGAACACAAUGGGGUUUCCUUUGUUUAAACCCUCUUCAGAAGAGCAGCAAUUAUUUAAAACAUGUCUUCAUAUUUUAUGGCUGUAUUUAAAGUCACACUGAUUAAGGACUGUCUUCAGUAUGCGAUUCUGUUGAUUCACUUGAUGUGUUUUGCCAUCAGCUAUUUGAUUUUUGCACAGUAAAUGUUUUGAU
Molecule: messenger RNA, 5855 nt
Organism: Sceloporus undulatus (fence lizard)
Lineage: Eukaryota; Metazoa; Chordata; Lepidosauria; Squamata; Phrynosomatidae
Gene: PAX5
Product: paired box 5
Exons: 10
Coding region: 1135-2307 (390 amino acids)
Biological process (GO): regulation of transcription by RNA polymerase II; anatomical structure development
Molecular function (GO): DNA-binding transcription factor activity, RNA polymerase II-specific; RNA polymerase II cis-regulatory region sequence-specific DNA binding
Source: RefSeq, a predicted model, not a curated record